AUGAAAACCAAGUUGGCCAAAAAAUUAUAUGAUAAUGGAGAUAUCAGUAAAUUAGAUUUUUUAUACUUGCCAGAUGAGCCAAAUGAUAUGACAAAGUUUUCACUUAUUGAUUUUUCAUGUAAAAAAAUCAUAAAUCUCCCAUUGGAUCUUACUCCCCCUUUAAAUUGGAGUAAAAAGCCCUGUUCAAGUACUAAAAAAAAGUAUUUUACUGAUGUUUUUUCCAAUUUAAAGGGAUUGAGUUAAUGAAACGAUUUGCAUGGUCCCACUUCCAAAUAGCAAAGUUUUUUGUUAUGGAAGUUUACGAUGGAAAGAAGCCCAUAACCAUCUGAUUCCUAUAUUGAGUGGCAAUACUUUUAUUAUUAAUCCAGAUUUUAGCAUAGAAAUCUUAACAAAAGGAACUCCAUGCUAUGGGUCUGGAGGCAUUUUUUAUGAUGGAAUUGCAUAUGUGUUUGGCGGACAUAAUGAUAAUGGAAAAAUUAAUCUACUAUUGGCUAAGCUUAAACAGAUUUAAAUUAAGCUUGAUGUGCUAAAUAAUUGUUUUGUAUAAGAAAAGACAAUGGAACUACAAAUAAAAAUAAUUAUUUUGGGAAAAUGCUAUAAAAUUAAUAUAAAAAUAUCGCUUCAAGAUAUGAUUUAAACAAAAAUAAAUGAAAAAUAAUAUCAAAUCUCCCAGUGAGCUCUGCAUUUUGUUCCUGUAUUGAAUUUAUGAGGUUUAUAUUAAUAGGAGGCUUCAGUUUGUCAUCUUACGUAUUUGUUUAUGAUAUAUUUGGAAACUCUUACUCAAUGUUUUUAUCUGGUGUAGAUAGAACCAAAAUUUUGUGUAAGCAUAAUGGGUAUGCGUAUUUAAUUAAUCCUGGUGGAAAUAUUUAUGAAAGCGAUUAUAAAAAUCCAUUUGUGUGGAAAACUGUAAAUAAAUGAGAAUGGGAUAGAGAAUUCUUUGAUUUAAUAUAUCUUUUUAAAUAAUAAAUACUUGAUAAAUCAUUGCCGGCUGAAAAAAUAAGAAAAUAGAUAGAGCGCAAAGGCUGUUGGGAUGAUUCAUUUAUUGAUAAUCGACAAUGACUAAUUUGCCAUCUUAUCCUUGCUUUUAGUGAGCUUUAUAUGUUAUAAACUAUGGCUUCGUCAGCUCAUCUCUCUUCUUCUUUCUUUUUGCUUUUAUUCGAUUUUUCCCUUCCUUGUGCGUUUUAAUGCCCAUUUUUGAUGGGUCCUUCAUGCCCUUUCUCUGACUUCUUCCUCUUUAGCCCUUUUUACUUUCGCGCAUUUUCGUCAUCUCAACCGCAGGCUCUUUCCUGUAACUUGGCCUUAUUGUAUUUUCUUCUUUCUCCUCUUGCUUUUAUCUUCCUACUUUUACUUUCCUUCCCAACCCGUUUGCUUUGUCAUUUAAAUCCUUUUCUCAAGUCCUAGGGUACAGAUCUAAAUCAUGGGGCUAACAUUAACUUUCGGUAACCCAGAAAAUCUUCUCUCUCGUCUAGCUACAUGCAAUAGAAGUGCAUAAGUUUACUAUUCGAAGAUCUUAAACAUCAAAAAGAGGAUAAGUUUUCAAAUGGCUUUUGGAGAUUUUUUUUAUUUUGUGGAAUUUGGAGGAUCAUGUUCAUAUUAUAGGUUUGAUUUGACUAGUAAAAAAUUGGAUGACAAUUUAGAUGACUGAUUAGUGUAA
Blepharisma stoltei is the source of this 1654-nucleotide messenger RNA. Lineage: Eukaryota; Ciliophora; Heterotrichea; Heterotrichida; Blepharismidae. The record is from the annotation of a GenBank genome assembly.